CCGCCGCCGCCGCCUCCUCCUCCUCCCCCGCCGCCGCCGCCGCCUCCUCCUCCUCCUCCCCCGCCGCCGCCGCCGCCUCCUCCUCCCCCGCCGCCGCCGCCGCCUCCGCCUCCCCCGCCGCCGCCGCCUGGACCAGGUAAAGAACUACACUCCUUACCUGUAAAGGACGAUGCGGUACAAUACAUACAAUGCGCAACCGAGAAUCUCAAUGUUUGUGCUUGAACCACAACGAGCCGGAGAAGCAUUUCGUGCUCUACAACAGCAAUGGCAACCGCAUCGGGCAGGCCCAGGUGUUUGUUCAGAACGACCCCACCUUCGCCUCGUUGCCACGCCUGGUUAUUGGAACCAAGCUUGAGGAAGGCCUCUUCUUCAAGAGGGGCUCGGGCGUGACCAAGUCCGGCGUGGCCUACCAGCUGCCUAACCAGGCCACCACCCUAGAGCACCUAGACGGCCCCGCCCCCGACGGCCAGAGGCUGGGCGAGUGGCUGCAGUACGAGGAAAGCGACUGCGCCGUCAGCGGCAUGGCCAGCGGCGUGGAGUUCCUCAUCACGCCAGACAUCGUGCAGUGCCCCUACGACAACGGCUUCAGGCAGCACAUGCGCGUCACGGAGACGCUGCACAUCUCGGAGCAGGUGUGCGCGCCCAUCAGCCUCAAGGACAACGUGUACAACCGCCCCGCCGAGCCGCCGGUGGAGGUGGAGCUGCUGUUCAGCCUGGAGUGCUGCCAGUGCGAGAACAGCCUGCCGCCGGCGCCGCCCGCGCCGCCGCCGUCGCCGCCUGUGCCGCCGCAGCCGCCCUCGCCGCCGCCCACGCCCCCGUCCCCGCCGCGCCCGCCCAAGCCGCCGCACCCGCCGCGGCGGCCGCCGCGGCCAUCCGGUGGUCACGACGGCUAUGGUGACGAGCACCAGAGCCGGCGGCGUUAAGUGUGUGCGUGUGUAAACUCGGCAGGCAUGCAUAUCCCUGCGCUGCUUGUUCGAUCGUUGGUUGCUUUGAGAAAAAUUGAGUAAAUUGAGAACCAUGAAGUGACAUGGCUGUUUUAGCUCGGUAAUGCUUUUGCCGUACAAGGAAGUAACUUUAUUAUUAGCACUGGCCGUUGAUUCGAGGGUGGGCUCCGUCCUGUUGGCUGGGUGCCACACUACGAAGAAUCGAUAGGUGUGCCUGUGAUUUCUUGAUGGCUGCAAGUGCCAGAUGCUGUUUGCCAGGGCACAAGUAGAGAAACGUUACUUCUUUCGUGUGUUUGUGUGCAUGGGUGUGUGCGCGUGUGUGUGCGUGUGUGUGCGUGUUUCCUUUCUUUGCUCAUGGGCUCGCAACCUCAAACCUAGACAUGUAUGAGCACCUUAAGGGCCUUGCUUUCUUAUCACUCUAGCAGCGUGUGUACCGGUAGCAGAAUGCCAUUAUCCCCAGAAGAAAAAUUGCUUGAUAUCAACCAAUUCGUCGCGCAAACGCACACCUGCCUGUCUGUCCACAGACCAGGGCCACCACAUCCUCUUUGCACGCUCCGUUGAUUUGUGUAAAUUGUGUCAAGGCAGUGGGCUUUUGCCAAUAAGAUGCUCGCUUGCCGGCUGGUAGUCCUUUGCUUAAUACCCAAGGUAGCUAGGCUAGCGGUGUGUUGGCUUUUGUCAAACAGAAUGCGAAGCAGUACGCAGCAGCAGUAGAUGCAUCUUGCUCGCCUCUCCUUAGUAUCCUAUGAACUUUCGUAAACCUUUAAACGUUCACCUGUGCGCGGGUGCGCGCUCAAGGCCCUGAAUGGCAAAUUAGCUGUGAGCUUUCGUGGGUGUGCGCCUGCAUGAUGAAAUGACUGAUGAGAUCUGUGCCCGCUGAGUGCGUGGGAUGAGGCCCAGCAGCCGACCUAUUGAAGCUCAGCAGUCGUGCACUGGUCCUCUCAGAGGGUGAUGUUGUGGCUCACAUGGACCUCGUGUCCUGUUUUGAUGGGAAUGCGCCUUCCUAUUACAUCUCUUCAGAGUUGUUGCGUGUCUGUGUCUUUAAUAAUGUGUGUCUGUUGAGAUUGCAGUAAUACGGUACGGUACUGCAGCACAUGCUGCAUCCAGGGGUGCUGCUGCCUUCAGGGCACGCACACAAGGGCAGAUUGGACAUUAAUACGCUUUUGUAAAGUUGGGCCAAA
This is a messenger RNA of Chlamydomonas reinhardtii, 2122 nucleotides long. RefSeq lists its product as uncharacterized. The coding region runs from base 189 to 923 and encodes 244 amino acids. The transcript is spliced from 4 exons. The record is from RefSeq and is a predicted model, not a curated record. NCBI's taxonomy places the organism in Eukaryota, Viridiplantae, Chlorophyta, Chlorophyceae, Chlamydomonadales, Chlamydomonadaceae.